Cylicostephanus goldi is the source of this 555-nucleotide messenger RNA. The record is from the annotation of a GenBank genome assembly. NCBI's taxonomy places the organism in Eukaryota, Metazoa, Nematoda, Chromadorea, Rhabditida, Strongylidae.
AUGAAAUGCGGCAAGAACAAGAUAUGGCUUGACCCGAAUGAAGUCAGUGAAAUUUCUAACGCCAACUCGAGGCAGAACAUUCGUCGUUUGAUCAAAGAUGGUCUGAUUAUUCGUAAGCCAGAAGUUGUGCAUUCUCGCUAUCGUGCACGUCUGUAUGAAGAGGCUCGGCGAAAGGGGCGACAUUCUGGUUACGGUAAAAGGCAUGGUACGAAGAAUGCUCGCAUGCCUGAGAAAGUUCUUUGGAUGAGACGCAUGCGCGUGCUUCGUAAUUUGCUCAAAAGAUACCGUGAGUCAAAAAAGAUUGACAGGACCCUUUAUCACGAGUUGUACCUACGCGCGAAGGGUAACAACUUCAAGAACAAGAAGCAUCUGAUGGAGUACAUUUUCCGAAAGAAGAGUGAGAAUAAGCGGGCCAAGCAGCUUGCAGAUCAGGCACAGGCUCGACGUGAUAAGAACAAAGAAGCACGAAAGAGAAGAGAAGAGCGACAACACGCUAAGAGGACUGAACUUCUUCGCAAGAUUUCGGAAAGUGAGAAGUUGGCUGAGCAAAAGUAA